GUCACAGCCGGUGCAGAAGCUGAGGAGUAACAGGUGAGCUCUUCCUGCACAUCUCCUUCCAGGUCCGCACGCUCACGAUGGACCCUCUGAGCACCCCCCCUCCCUCCAUUGAAGUCAGCGAGCAGUUCCUGGGCAACUCGUGCUGUCAGAUCCACGAUGGGUUCCUCUCAGUGACGCUGCCCGUCAUGUACUCGCUGAUCUUUGCCGUUGGGCUGCUCAGCAAUGCGUUGGCACUCUGGGUGUUCUCACGCAGCGUGCAGCGCCGGACCUCCAUCACUGUGUACAUGAGGAACCUGGCGCUCUCCGACCUCCUGCUGGCCCUCUGCCUGCCCUUCCGCAUCGCCUUCCAGGACAGGAGUGAGCCCCGUGUCUUUUGCAGCAUCGUCGGGGCCUUCUUCUACCUCAACAUGUACGUCAGCAUCACUUUCCUCAGCCUGAUCAGCCUGGACCGCUACCUGAAGAUCAUCCGUCCCCUCCAGAAAUACAGGAUUCACACCGUGUCCUGCAGCACGUUGGCCUCCGGGAUGGUUUGGGCGGUGAACUUCGCCUUCAUGCUGCCUUUCUUCUUUGAGAGAAGAGGGAAGGGGCCCUGUGACCAUAAAUGCUUCCACUUCAGGAGCAAAAGCACCACGGCAGCAGCCUUCAACAUGGCCGCGGUGGCCGCCUUCUUCAUCGUGCUGCUGCUCUUCCUCUACUUCUACAGCAAGAUAUUUGCCAAGCUGCACCAGGUCUCCUCAGUGAAGGCCCAGCAGCUGAACAAGAGGACCAGCACGAGAGCCAUCACCAAGACCUUUGUGGUCCUGGUCAUCUUCAUCGUCUGCUUCACCCCUUACCACGCUGUCCGCAUCCCUUACAUCCUGGCGCAGGUCGGGGCCAUUUCCAGCCUGCCCUGGAAGCAAGGCCUGCACCUCGCUAACGAGCUCGUGCUCUGCAUCUCAGCCCUCAACAGCUGCCUCGACCCCAUUAUCUUCUUUUUCUUGUCCAGCAGUUUCCGCAGGGCCGUGCUCUGCACCAUCCAGGGCAGGCUGAAGGGAGCCCUGCUGAGCAACCAGGGCGGGCUGACCCCCAGCAGGUCUGUGACAGAGCUGUAGGGUCAGGGUCCAGGGAAUGGGAUUUCCUCAUCGCAGAUUGGCUCUGGCCACUGGUAUUUAUGGGAAAAGGCUUGCUGGGAAGAUGGAACCACUCCACGAGACAUGGCUUAGCCGACGUGGUGCUGAUGGGUCACGUUUGGGCUUGGCGAUCUUAGGGGCCUUUUCCAACCGUAAUGAUUCCAUGACUCUACAAUUCAUGUAACACCAGCAGGGUCAGAGCCUCCAUGGCAGUAAACAGGGAGGAAAGAGCAGCUGGGACCUCGCUUGUUCCUACUGCAGCUGACAUAGCUGAAGAGCAUAUUUCUGUGCACGAACGAAGCUGGAAGUGCCAAAGGAGAUUUGGCCUUGGCCUGGGAACCCCGGGCAGCCCAGAGGGCAGGAGCAGAGCUGCAGGCAGAGCUGCAGGCAGAGCUGGGCUCCUUCGCAGACGGAGGAGAGGAGAGAGGAGGAGUGAGAAGGGGAAUGGGCAGUGAAUCCUUACUGAGGACACAUUGUCUGCUCACCAGAGAGAGGAAGAAAGGGAUGGGGCAGGAGAGGGUGCAGUGCAAAUGCGUCAGGGAAGGAUGAGGAGACACUCAUCAAAGCAGGGGAAUAUUUUGCUCCGUGAUGGAGCCCAGAGGUGAGCACUGCCAGGCUUGCACGACAGACCUGCCAGGAAAUGCUGCAGCCCCACAACCCCAAACCAUGACAACAACAGCUAUAAUCUCUCAUUUCUGUAGCUUCUGUAACCUCAGCUCAGCCCCAAUGUCUCUGUGCACCGAGACAGGGAGUUCAGGGCUUCCUUUAGCUCUUUGCUCCCCUCACCAGCACAUUUGCAGGGGCUGGCAGCUCUCUUGGGCACAGCACAGCUCGCCUGGGGCCAUUGCUUCAGGAAGGUUGCAGUGGGCAGAGGGGCUGCAGUGCCUCCUGAGCCCCAAUGGGAGCAGCUGGCUCUGAGCUUCUCAGCUCUGCUGUUCUGCAGCAGCUCAGAAAGAGAAACCCACGAGGGCUGUGCAAGAGUUGCUGCCUUCAUCAGCACCUGUUCCCUUCCUGCAGAAGAGAAUAUUUCUCUGCAGUUUAUCCUGUUCUAUGCCCACACAUCAUUUGUUCCAUUAUUUGUAGGGCAGUGUGGAGGUGGAGCAGCAGCCUGCACUCCCUGUUGGGCAGCAGAGCUGGGCAGUGAGGGGUGGGGGUUCAUUCAGACCGAACCGCCGUGGUGACCACAAAACUCCAACACCUGAAUAAUACUCGGGGGAAUAAAAUGUUUCCUUAAAGACUGAA
Molecule: messenger RNA, 2351 nt
Organism: Gallus gallus (chicken)
Lineage: Eukaryota; Metazoa; Chordata; Aves; Galliformes; Phasianidae
Product: probable G-protein coupled receptor 34-like
Exons: 2
Coding region: 78-1091 (337 amino acids)
Biological process (GO): G protein-coupled receptor signaling pathway
Cellular component (GO): membrane
Molecular function (GO): G protein-coupled receptor activity; oxysterol binding
Source: RefSeq, a predicted model, not a curated record